This is a messenger RNA of Plectropomus leopardus (leopard coralgrouper), 2182 nucleotides long. Its product is annotated as homeobox protein Hox-A7-like. Lineage: Eukaryota; Metazoa; Chordata; Actinopteri; Perciformes; Serranidae. The record is from RefSeq and is a predicted model, not a curated record. Gene Ontology annotation, biological process: anterior/posterior pattern specification; regulation of transcription by RNA polymerase II. Gene Ontology annotation, cellular component: nucleus. Gene Ontology annotation, molecular function: RNA polymerase II cis-regulatory region sequence-specific DNA binding; DNA-binding transcription factor activity, RNA polymerase II-specific.
AUGGGGUUUGGUGUAAAUCUAGGGUGUAUUGCUGUCAUAUAUCACGCUACCUCGUAAAAACGACACUGAGGAUUCUGGGCCAACAAAUCAGAGAGAGAAAAAAAUAUGAGUUCUUAUUAUGUGGAUGGUCUUCUUAGCAAAUAUACGACGGGUAGUUCUCUCUUUCCAAACGUGGAGCGGGCUUCUUGCAGUAUUGGACCCAGUGGAGAGGACUAUGCUUCGGCUCGGACUGCUGCGGCCAUCGCGUUUGCGCCGUCUCUGUCUGGAGUUUACAGCGUCAAUAAUGCAGCGUACCAGAGCAGACCCGUGUUUACUCCGGGCUAUAGCCAGGGGCAGGAGGCGCACACAUUGCACUGCAGCCGGUUUGACCAGAGCCGCCUGUUUACCGACAGCUGCUGCCACCCGGAGCCGGGACCCCUCAUCUCGCCGCCGGACAAACAGUACCGGAUGUACCCCUGGAUGAGAGCAUCAGAUACAAACCGUAAGCGGGGGCGGCAGACCUACUCCCGGUACCAGACCCUAGAGCUGGAGAAGGAGUUCCACUUCAACCGGUACCUGACCCGCAGGAGGAGGAUCGAGAUAGCGCACACCCUCUGCCUCACGGAGAGGCAGAUCAAAAUUUGGUUUCAGAACCGCAGGAUGAAGUGGAAGAAAGACCACAAGGAGGAGGCGACUCCCGGGGGAGAGGACGGUGAUACUGAGACGGUGUCAGAGGCCGGAGAGCCCGAAGCUGGAGACACCCGGAGCGCCGCUUUGGACUCAGAAACGGCUGCAAAGUAACGAAAGACACGAAAAUUAAAAGAAAGAAACACUGUUUAGUAUAAUUAAAGAGUUGUUUCUCACGCACCAAUCAUGCACUAUAGAGCUUUUUAGGUUAAUUAAAUGAAUGACAGCUGAAGGCAAUUGUGUAAUAGGUAUUUAACAGUAGACUGUAGGUCUACUGUCCAUAUUUAAAACACCAAAAUGCAUACAAAGGAUCUGCAUGAUAUCGACACUAACUACCUAUCCAAACUAUAUUUUUGUACAUGCAACACGAUAGUGUUUAAAAUUAACAGAUUGUACUGAGUCAACAUUCCUGAACGAAAAACUACCUAUUUAAUAUCAAACACUGACACAAGAAGUCAAUCUAAUUCACAGUAAAUUAUAUUUGAGUAAUUCUCAGACGGUUGUAUUUUUAAAGAGAACAAAUACCCCAUUGUGCGCAAAUGUGCCUUAUUUCGAGUAUAGGCUCAUUUUAAGUGAAUGCUUUGUUAGUUAAAUGCCUUCAAAUGUGAUUUAGCUGCUUUGGUAUAUUUUUUAAUAAUAUAAUGUCUUAUCAAUUCCCUGUUUUCGAUGCCUAUUUACAUCUCUAUACAUCCCAGGAUUGACCCUUUGAAACCUGAAUGGGCAUCAUUUUCCUCGUGCUGCGUUCAGACGCCUUUCCCAAGUAUUUAAACCUUUGAACACUAAGAAAUGUGGUUUGAUUUCCUGUGAAAAACAUGGGGAGAAAAAUAGUCAGUAAAUGUCCCGCAAAUUGCAAGAUUUAGAAAAUUAUUUUUAAAACGCUAUGGUAAAAUGCCCAGACAUGUAUAUUUAUAAUUACCCUACAUAUUUAGAAUUGUAUUACUGAAUUUUGUGCUGCUAUUUUACGCACUUUUCCGCUGGGUCAUUUGCUUGUUGGUUUUUGUUUCUUAGGUUUCCUUUUAUUCUUUCUUUCUUUCUUUCUUUCAAAAAAUCCCCCUAAUUUUCAGGGUUAAAAAAAAAACCAAACCUUUACUAAUUUCUCGCUAAUUUUUGUGUAGUUUCUUUUCAAGUUGUACUGCCUUCUUUACAUGUUUUUUCUUUUUAAAGAAAUCAAGCCAUUUUUUCAUGUUUCAAAGGAUUAAAACAUACAUUGAUUUAGUUAUAGGCUAGUUUACGUUAAGAUAAUCUCAUGUAACCUACCUCAGAUUCCCAGAACAUGCUUAUAAUGUAGGAAUACCCUUACGUAAAUGUUUUGAAGUCCUAGCCCUGUGCAGUAAAAUGUUGUCUAUUUCAUUUUAGAAGACAUUUUUAGCCUCAAAAUUCCCUACGUGUUUGUGAAUGCCAGCAAUAAACGCAUGCACUUUUAAUUAAAUUUUGCUUUUUGUAAGAGUUAAAAGCUAAAAUGUGCACAUACUGUGAUAGAUUUAGGUUUUCAUUGUGAAGCAACGUAAACAAAUAG